Messenger RNA from Toxorhynchites rutilus septentrionalis, 1531 nucleotides. Its product is annotated as leucine-rich repeat-containing protein 58. The transcript is spliced from 5 exons. Gene Ontology annotation, molecular function: protein binding. The record is from RefSeq and is a predicted model, not a curated record. Lineage: Eukaryota; Metazoa; Arthropoda; Insecta; Diptera; Culicidae. Bases 177 to 1262 code for a protein of 361 amino acids.
UUCGUUAUCAGUCAGACUCGACGAUCAGUGUUCAAAGUGACAUAGCGAACAUAGUCGAACCGAUGGUGAAUCGAACGGUGUGUUUUCUCAGCGACUAAUUUUAUUAGGGUUGUGAUAUGAUAUGUUCUAGGAUAUUGUGAAGAGUUCUUGUUUUGAUUCUCGCGCAUCGUGGAUAAAUGAGUGCCGAAAUGGAUGUGGUGUAUACCUCUGACAGUUGCGAUAGCGACUCACGCGAGCAGAAAAUCGUCGAUUUCGGUCACGCCAACAAGCGCCAUUUGGACAAAGAUCUAUUGCGUAUGUGCAAGACGAGAAAGCUGGCAGAGGAUAUCGAAACGGUGCUGCUGAAUCACAACAACCUAACAACGAUUCCGACAUCGAUAGCCGAAUUUGGCAAUCUGCGAGUGUUGGACCUCAGCAACAACAAUCUUGAGCAGAUACCGGAGGUGAUAACGCAACAAUGCCAACUGACGACACUGAUUGCGAAGAAUAAUCUGCUUAGCAAUAGCUCGCUGCCAAAAACACUCCGGUCGUCUGGCGGGGGUGGCCUAAAAGAACUGAAUUUGAGCGGAAAUCGAUUCACGUACUUUCCCGAACAAGUAACGGAGCUGAAUUCGUUGAAAUAUCUCUACCUGGGAGGUAACCAAAUCACAAAUGUGUCCAAGGAUAUCUGGAAGCUGCACAACUUGCAGUUGCUGUCUCUUGGAGGGAAUAAGAUCACGGAGAUCCCGGAAACCGUUGGACUGCUCAACAAUCUCCACGCUCUAGUGCUUUGUGAUAACAUGAUCGAGGCGCUGCCGAGCUCGAUCGCCCGGUUGGUCCACCUCAAGUCGCUGCUACUGCACAAAAACCGCCUUAAGCAUCUGCCCCGGGAGAUAAUCACGCUUAAAAAUCUUACAGAGCUAAGUCUACGUGACAACCCGUUGGUAGUGCGCUUCGUGAAGGAUAUGACACUCAAUCCACCCACUUUGCUCGAGCUGACCGCCCGAGCAGUGAAAUCAGCCGCUCUCCCAUACGGUCCCGCUGAUCUACCACGGUCCUUGAUUGAGUAUCUAGAAACGGCCAACUGUUGUGUGAAUCCCAAUUGCAAAGGAGUAUUCUUCGACAAUCGUGUAGAACAUAUCAAAUUCGUCGACUUUUGUGGUAAAUACCGCAUUCCGCUGCUCCAGUAUUUGUGCUCUUCCAAGUGUAUUGAGGACACACAUUGUUCCGACGUACACAGCGAACCUAGCAGUAGUAUGAUGCGGAAAGUUUUGCUCGGAUGAUUGUGGUCACCAACUCAGCCUGCAAUCGUCGUUUGUGUCCAUACAAGUUAUAUACCACGGUAAGAGUUCAGGAUGGAUGAUUUAUUUUUUUAAUUCAUUUUUAAUUCAUGUGAUUGGCUCUGAGAGCAUAGUGAUUCGCGUUUACGAAGCAUAGAGAAACAUGAUGUGCAAAUAUGGUGAGGGCUUUUCGCGAAGAAGAAAGAUAUUUUUAAAAUAAAAAUUAUAAAUGAAAAGAAGAAAUCUUGAACGAAAAUUGGGUCUGACGAUAA